AUGGAGAAGAUGACGGAUGAGUACAACAAGAUGAAGAUCGUCGUGCAGCACAAAGACUCCAUCAUGGACCAGCUGAGGAAGGAGACGGACCACGCCAAGCUACAGGUAGCCCAGAGGGACAGAAUUACGCAUAUGAUGUCAGGAUGUAAUUUUACAGGUUGCAAACUGGUUUUCUGGUUGAACCUGGGAAAGUUUUAACACUGCUUUCCAUAGACUUUAUGAAGCACUUCUAAUAUCGAAUCAUUAUUGUGAAUUGACAUGGUGUGAAUAAUGUACAUCCAUUGGUGCUGAAUAAACAGUGCACCGUUUGCUGUGUUCUUCAGGUCAGAGAGCUGACGGAGCAGAUUCAGAGCUGGGCAGAGGAGGAUGACCCGGUCAUGGCAGCCGUCAAUGCCAAGGUUGACGAGUGGAAGGUGGGUGUUCUGACAUAAUGUACCUGGCUUGGAGGAAAGUCAGCAGGCGAUACACUAACAAUCAAGUACUGUGUGCUGCUGUCUGUAUCACUGAAGAACUUGAAAGCACACAGCACACAUAUAAUUAUGUUUAUAGUGAAUAUUUACAUGUAUUUUUCACACUUUAUUUCAGCAUAGAUAAAAACUCAAUGUUUUGGCUUGAAGCCUGUCUUUGUCAAGGCAUACUGCCUGGUUAGUUGUUUUCAGUCAGUGGCCCUGAUCAUCUCUGUUCUUCUGUGAGUGGCCCUGAUUGUGUGUGUUUCUAUCAGUGGCCCUCAUUUGUGUCUGUGAUUUGGGAUCUUCAGAGAGUGCUGGCUGGGAAGGAUGAGCAGAUCAUGGAGUACCAGCAGAUGACCCGUGAGCUGAGAGACAAGCUACGCUCAGCCCAGAUGGACACGGACAAGAGCAACAUCAUCGCCUUGCAGCAGUUCAGUCUCAAAGCUAACAAUCCUUAUCAUCUUUAUAUAAAUAAACUCAGCAAAAAAAGAAACGUCCUCACUGUCAACUGUCAAUUUAUUUUCAGCAAACGUAACAUGUGUAAAUAUUUGUAUGAACAUAAGAUUCAACAACGGAGACAUAAACUGAACAAGUUCCACAGACAUGUGACUAUCAGGAAUUGAAUAAUGUGUCCCUGAACAAAGGGGGGGUCAAAAUCAAAAGUAACAGUCAGUAUCUGGUAUGGCCACCAGCUGCAUUAAGUACUGCAGUGCAUCUCCUCAUGGACUGCACCAGAUUUGCCAGUUCUUGCUGUGAGAUGUUACCCCUGCUCUUCCACCAAGGCACCUCAAGUUCCCGGACAUUUCUGGGGGGAAUGGCCCUAGCUCUCACCCUCCGAUCCAACAGGUCCCAGACGUGCUCAAUGGGAUUGAGAUCCGGGCUCUUCGCUGGCCAUGGCAGAACACUGACAUUCCUGUCUUGCAGGAAAUCACGCACAGAACGAGCAGUAUGGCUGGUGGCAUUGUCAUGCUGGAGGGUCAUGUCAGGAUGAGCCUGCAGGAAGGGUACCACAUGAGGGAGGAGGAUGUCUUCCCUGUAACGCACAGCGUUGAGAUUGCCUGCAAUGACAACAAGCUCAGUCCGAUGAUGCUGUGACACACCGCCCCAGACCAUGACGGACCCUCCACCUCCAAAUCGAUCCCGCUCCAGAGUACAGGCCUUGGUGUAACGCUCAUUCCGUUGACGAUAAACGCGAAUCCGACCAUCACCCCUGGUGAGACAAAACCACGACUCGUCAGUGAAGAGCACUUUUUGCCAGUCCUGUCUGGUCCAGCGACGGUGGGUUUGUGCUCAUAGGCGACGUUGUUGCCGGUGAUGUCUGGUGAGGACCUGCCUUACAACAGGCCUACAAGCCCUCAGUCCAGCCUCUGUCAGCCUAUUGCGGACAGUCUGAGCACUGAUUGAGGGAUUGUGCGUUCCUGGUGUAACUUGGGCAGUUGUUGUUGCCAUCCUGUACCUGUCCCGCAGGUGUGAAGUUCAGAUGUACCGAUCCUGUGCAGGUGAGGUUACACGUGGUCUGCCACUGCGAGGACGAUCAGCUGUCCGUCCUGUCUCCCUGUAGCGCUGUCUUAGGCGUCUCACAGUACGGACAUUGCAAUUUAUUGCCCUGGCCACAUCUGCAGUCCUCAUGCCUCCUUCAGCAUGCCUAAGGCACGUUCACGCAGAUGAGCAGGGACCCUGGGCAUCUUUCAUUUGGUGUUUUUCAGAGUCAGUAGAAAGGCCUCUUUAGUGUCCUAAGUUUGCAUAACUGUGACCUUAAUUGCCUACCGUCUGUAAGCUGUUAGUGUCUUAACAACUGUUCCACAGGUGGAUGUUCAUUAAUUGUUUAUGGUUCAUUGAACAAGCAUGGGAAACAGUGUUUAAACCCUUUACAAUGAAGAGCUGUGAAGUUAUUUGGAUUUUUACGAAUUAUCUUUGAAAGACAGGGUCCUGAAAAAGGGACGUUUCUUUUUUUGCUGAGUUUAUAUUUCAAUUCAAUUGAGAUAAUUCAUUGUUCCUGUUAGGGGACUUCUUGUGCAGAUGCAAAUUAUUUACAAAAACAGUGGCAUUGUAUACUAUAUUAGGACAUCUCUAAAUCUCUCAGUUCAAACAAUGUGGUUUUUGUUUAUCAUCCUUUGUCUUUGAAAUAUGUGCUGAAUUACUGUAUUUUCACCUUUUGAAAUGCAGUAUCUUUAUCUUCAAAAAAGGUAUGUUUGUGUUCCAUGUCCAUCUAUGAUUUCCACUGCAGCUUCUCUUCUUCUUUUGUUUCUGUUCAAUCUGUUCUUUUCUCCUGUCCUUACUUGCUCUUCUCUUCCAUCACUGACUCGUGGCCAGGUCAUAUAUGA
Molecule: messenger RNA, 2773 nt
Organism: Coregonus sp. 'balchen'
Lineage: Eukaryota; Metazoa; Chordata; Actinopteri; Salmoniformes; Salmonidae
Source: the annotation of a GenBank genome assembly